Molecule: messenger RNA, 1380 nt
Organism: Lichtheimia ornata
Lineage: Eukaryota; Fungi; Mucoromycota; Mucoromycetes; Mucorales; Lichtheimiaceae
Exons: 3
Coding region: 1-1380 (459 amino acids)
Source: RefSeq, a predicted model, not a curated record
AUGUCUGUAGACCAUAUUAGUGUUAGCUUCUCACGGCUUUCCUUGGCCAAAGCUACCAAAACAGCUGAUGCUCACGAUGUUGGCGUUACGGACGUUCAUGAGCCAUGGAAAAAGAGCGUCAUUUUUCAUCAACCCCAAGCCGAAUCGAAAAUGCUUCAAACAAUGCAAAAGCCUAUGCGUCGUUUACUAUCACGACAUUUCUCCAAACGUCGUUCAGCUCCUAUUACACCAUCCAUCACCGAUGAUACUACUCCUCCGAAACAUUUCCCGCAUGAUGAUGAAGCCGAUGAGCCGUCUCCAGAAUUAUCCAAGUAUACCAUGCCUAGACCCAUUCCUCAAGAUAACACCAUGCAUCGUGACAAGCAUCCUUCUAUGCAUAGACGUACAUCAUCAACACCACCACCCCAAUCUUUAUCCUCAGCUGCAGCUGUAGCCACCACAAAGCAACCUCUUCGCUCGUGCCUGAAGCGUAGUUCGAAGUCAGCAGACGCUGAUGACAUAGCUAUCGAAUCAUCCGAUAUGAUGAAUGUGAAUCGUACAUCAGUUGAAAUUGGCGGGAACACGUCCAAAAGAGACCAUUACCAUUCACACGCACGUACAAGCCCAACCUUGAUGUCGAAAUUGGAUGCAACCCAUCACCGCUCACGUUCAGUGGGUGACCUGCACCAUACCCAAAAUCCAAUGAAUCGUCCACCUACCCCACGACAAGUGAGCGACAACAGCAUUAUUGGCAAUACCAAUAAGCCAACCACAACAAUGCCAUCUCGUCGUGUAUCUUUUCGAGAUAGCUUGUACUCAUCUCGGCAAAGUGCUGGGAUUUCACCGGAUGUGUAUUCUCAAAAGUCGACAGCUCCUGUGACAUAUCCGUACCACCAAACCACACGUGGGACAAGGAAUGCAGCAACAACAACCCAGCAAUACUCUUCUCAUCAACAUGAGUCACCUGAAAAGAAACAUGUCAGGAUUGCUGAAGACGCCAUACGAGGUAGUAGUAGCAGCAACAGCAAACGUAAUUCAUCAUCUAGCAAGGAGCCAUCGUAUAACCUAAAGUCAUCCACCGAUGCUCGUCGACGUGCUGAGAUUUUACGCAAUCAACGACCACAGCAACAACAUCACCCAGUUGCCAUGCAUACUGCAUCUUCACCCUACAUGGGAGCAACACCACCAUCACCGUCAUCAACACCAUUGCCCAUGAUACCGCUUAUAGUGCCAUCCCCUUCUCCUCACCCUACAUCACCACCAUCAUCUUAUGGUAUACCUAUUGUGUUCCAUCCUAAUGGUGCUACAGCUACACCCGUUCCCGGUAUCCACAUGAUGCCAUCGCAUCAUCAUCAUCAUCACCGAAACCACCAUUCCCAUCGCCGCAGUAUGCAUCGAUAA